UUCAGUGAUAUUGAUUUACGUUGAUUUUAAAAGUAUUUAAAAUUGGAUUUUGAAGUAAAUGUGAAAAAUUCUUCAACAUGGUGACUUCAUAUUACAUAAUGAAAAUGCAAAACAAAAAUAAUUUCGAUGCCGUUAGUUAUUAUAGCAAAAUAAUCGAUUUGCCGCAGAAAAACAAACAAUCCGAUAGCUGUAGAAUAUGUUUACAACAAGGAGUUGUAUCAAUUUUAGGGAAUGAUUCAUCCGAGAUUUUAGAGGCUAUAAGUAUAUUUGCAAAUAUUGAAAUCACAGAAAAUGACGAAUUUUCAAAACAUUUAUGUCGCUUUUGUUACAAUUUUCUUCAAGGAGCAAUCUUAUUUCGAAAAGCGGCGAAGAAAUCCGCAGAAGUUUAUAAUCUCCCUGUUAAAGAGGAGGUAAUGUUAAAUCAAACUCAAGAUCAAAUAGAUAUAGAACAUUUAACUGAAGGUUAUGACAAUUGUGAAUACGACACAAAACAAAAUUGGUCUUCAGAAAACGUCAAUGAUAAAGGAACUAAGAAGUUGAAACAAGCAACAAAAGUAACAUGUCACAUUUGUAACAAAGUUGUAAAUCGAUCAUAUUUCAAAGAACACAUCACAAUGCAUGAUCCAGACCAUCUUAAAUAUGUCUGUGAUGUUUGUGGUAAAUCAUUUAGAUUAAGAUGUGCAUACCACAACCAUAGUCUACGUCAUAGAGAGGACUUCCCUUUUAAAUGUCAAUUCUGUCCAUACAGAGGCAGAUAUGCAGAAUUACUUAAAACUCAUAUGAGAACUCAUACUGGGGACUAUAGAUAUAUGUGUACAGAAUGUCCUGCUCGAUUUUUGUUUAGGAGUAAUUUGAAUAGUCAUAUGUUGAAGCAUAAGGAGCCUCAAUUUAAGUGUAACGCUUGUAAAAGAGCCUUCCAUACAGAGCAGAUGUUACGAAAACAUUAUGAGGCUGAUCAUUUGGGUAUAAAAAAUCAUGUAUGCAACAUGUGUGGGAAGGCAUUUGGCUAUAGAAAUGCUAUGAUGAAACAUCAACGACAUGUACAUAAAAGGGAAAAGUUAUUAUUUGGCAGAAUGCCUUCGUAUUUAGAAGCUGAACAGAAACAUCAAGAUAAGUAAUAUAAUGUUACGGAAUUAUAAAA
Molecule: messenger RNA, 1141 nt
Organism: Papilio polytes (common Mormon)
Lineage: Eukaryota; Metazoa; Arthropoda; Insecta; Lepidoptera; Papilionidae
Product: zinc finger protein 62-like
Exons: 1
Coding region: 78-1118 (346 amino acids)
Biological process (GO): regulation of transcription by RNA polymerase II
Cellular component (GO): nucleus; chromosome
Molecular function (GO): zinc ion binding; chromatin insulator sequence binding
Source: RefSeq, a predicted model, not a curated record